CUCGCUUCCUGUGCGCCCGACCGAAGUGGAGACUGUCUCUCCACUCGCUUGCUGGACUGAGCCCGAGAUGGUAGAGAGCCAGAUGCUUUUUUUUAAUUGGAAAAAAUGCUGGAUGGUUCCUGAAAAAUAGAUAGAAGAUUCCUUCUGAGGAGUAAAAUUUCAUGGAAGCGCUGUCACAGCCAACAGUUGGGAUAAAGAAGCUGUAUUCCUGCCCUGAGUGUGGGAGGAAUUUCAAGCGGAAUUCUCACCUCGUUCGCCAUAAGAGGCUCCACACAGGAGAGAAACCCUAUCAAUGUCCUGACUGUGGGAAAAGCUUCAGACAGAGCACUGAUGUGAAUACACACCGGAGAAUCCACACAGGAGAAACCCCCUAUCGAUGUGACCAGUGUGGGAAAAGCUUUCGGUAUAGGCCAAGUCUCCUGAAACAUUUGAAAUGCCACGAUGAAGAGAAACUCUACAAUUGCCUGGAGUGUGGGAACAGCUUCAGUCCUAGCUUGCUUUCUGAUGUUUGCCAAAAUAGUUGUGUGCAGUGGAAACCAUAUCGAUGCCCUGACUGUGAUGAAAAUGUCCAAGAGAUCUCAAAUCUUGUUGUAAAGUUAAUGGUUCCCAUGGCAAGAGAAUCUUACAUGUGCCCUGACUGUGGAAAAGGCUUCAGCUGCAGCUUCCAACUUAUUAAGCAUAGGAGUCUCCAGAGUAGAUUUUCAAUUCCUGAUCCGAAUAGUCUUUGCAGUCUGGAGCAGGGCCAAGAGUCUUUGCCCUCAGAUCCUCAGGAUGUGGAGAAAAGGGAAAGUCCAGGGAGCACUUGUGAAGCAUGUGAUGACCUUGUGGGAAAGGAGUAUGAAGAAAAGGAUCCGCAGCAGAGAACAGCUUUGCCUGCAAGAUAUUAUGGGACCUUAUUGGGAAGAUUUCACGGACUUGAUAGCCAAAGGCCCAAAGCCUAUAAGGGUAAACCCAAACAUGGAAGGUGGAAGUGGAAGUGUCCUGAGCUGGAUGACGAGGAAUCCACUGAUAAGGGAGCCAACGUACCUGCGUGUGAAAGACUGCUCAGCUCGGAGAGGAAGUAUCUCUGCUUCGUGUGUGGGAAACAGUUCCGUUACGAGUCCCAGCUGGUCUCACAUGAACGGAUUCACACAGGAGAGAAACCCUUUGAGUGCGACAUCUGUAAGAAAAGCUUCCGAGACAAGUCAGACCUGUGUAAACACCAGAAAAUCCACUCUGAAGACAGGCCCUUCAGAUGCCUUGAGUGUGGUAGAACCUUUCUUCACCAGUUGGCCUUUGUUAGACAUCAGAGGCUUCAUUCAAGCAAGGAGGCCUGUGAAGACAGCUGUGUAUAUGUUACAGUCCUUCCUUCGUACCACGUGGAUGCAGAAAUGAGUAUUGGGGAUGGAGUUCAACCCCCUGAGACUCUUAGCUUUAAUUUGAAACAAAAAGACCCCCGUUCUCUCUGGACUCUGGAGCUGGCUGAAGGAACACAAGUCUAUCUGGCUCCCACAUAGCUGGUGACCAAGCAGUGGGUGCAAAGCAGUAUGGAGACCUUUAUAAGGAGCAUACCAAGUUUGCAGAAUUAGCUGGAAUUCUGUUGGAGAGACUGCAAGAAAUUAUGCUUCAAGAUCCAAACCUGGAGUAUGAGAUGCAAGGAAGAUGGCGGAGGCCACUGAAAUUUCCAGUGAAAGAUCUUGCUGAAGAAGAGGAUUACAGCUUUGGUACUUCCCAGUGAAUUCAUCACAUGCCAGUUUUGAAGCCACGCAGUCAAGGAACGACAAACACAUUCCGCAUUUUUCCAAAGGUCUUAAGCAAUGCUCACUUUGUUAUACAUCAGAGCCACUGACUUCUGAAGAAACCUAGCCAAAGCAUAGAAUCUGGGGAAAUCAUUAUGGCGUUAAAACCUCUGAACAGUCACCAGAGUGAUGAACUUCUCUGUUCUUCCGGGGUGGGGGGUGGGAAUGGCUCAGAAGAAAGUCUGUUCUGGUCUUGAUAUUGUAUUUACUUUUUUUCCUGUUGCUAUCCAGUGUGCAAGCCUUACUCUAAAUGAGAUAAUCUACAUGGGAAAAAACCAUAGAAGGGAAAGUGUUUAUGAAUGCUCUGAGUGAAGCACAAUACUCUUCUUUGCCAACUUCAAAUAGGCUGUCUGGGAGAGCAAUUAUGGAAAUGGUGUACAAAAUUGAACUCUAGAAACAGCUUCUGUCUUAAAGUUGGAGUUCUUGGGUUUGUGCAGUGGCUACCUCUGAAUGACUUUGAGACAACCAAGGAUUAACUGGGACAAAUCACCUCUUAUUGCCUGUGGAAAGUCAACCGUAAGAAAUUGCUGUUGACUUUGGAAUGGGGUAGGGUGGAGUGGAGUGCUGAAAGAGUUGUCAUCAAGAACUCUUCAUUAGAAAUGCUGAGUUCUGCAGUUGGAAUCAGAGUCAAAGGUUUACCUUCAUUGUGCUUGCAAUCCUAAACAGAGCUACAUCUUUCUAAGUCCAUUGAAAUGGGUGGAUUUAGGAGGAUGAAACUGUUUAGGAUUAUACUGUUGACGUGCCAAACAACUUUAAGGUGGGCAUCUCCCCUUAUGAACAGAAAUGUUCUUAGGAACAUAAUGUAAAAAAAUCCAAUAAGUAUUGAUUUAGCCCAGCAUUCUUUUCCCACAGUGGCUAGUUGAAUGGUUUGGGGGAAAGUUCCCGAGCACGCACAAUGGUGACAGGCUUCUUCUAUUGCUUAUCCCUCAGAUAUUGGUUCUUAAAGGUAUAAAUAUCUUAGGAUAUGUAUGAAAUUCCAUUUGGCUGUUAUAGCUAGUAUCCAUUGAUAGAGGCAUCCUCCAUGAAUUUUGUCUAAUCCCUAUUAGAGCGUUCUAGGCAAUCACUGCUUAAAGCAUGCAGAAAGUAGGUACUCGCCCAUCCUGCAAUAAAUUGAAAGGCUUGAACAUGUUCUUUGAGUUAGCAUUGACAAAUUUUAACAAGUGGUUCUCUGAAAAUACAUUUUCGAGACAAUAGUUCCUCUUGAGAUGCUGUCAGAUUGCUGGGGCAAAGUGCAAGCUACUGAAUUGGACAAAUUCUUCAUUUUAGAUUUGAGCAAAGAAAAUAACCCAAUUGUGGUCUGUCGAAGUUGUUUGCCACAUUAGAGCAGCCUUUGGCUGCAUUGUUGAACCACAGAGUGUGUGGGAUUUAGAGGCUGCAUGGUUUGGCUGCUGUGUAAUGACUGGAGAAGGAUCAAGCUUUAUUGGCGGAGCACUCGGGUUUCCUGAAGAAGGUCUCAGGCUUAAACCUUGGUAUUUUCAGUGAAAGGAGGAUCAGAAGAAGGGAAAGGCUUUCAUCUGAGAUGCCAGAGAAGGAAAAGAUGGGCAUGGAACUAGGUUCAUGAUGGGUUAUCUCCUUUUGUGUUUUUAUGAAACUUUGUAAUGAGCGAGCCUUUUGUAUUUUCCCUUCCCUUUUUCUGUUUUCCUGUUAACAUGCAUAAUUUUUUUAAAGUAUCUCUUAAAAGC
This is a messenger RNA of Heteronotia binoei (common prickly gecko), 3460 nucleotides long. Its product is annotated as zinc finger protein 660-like. Lineage: Eukaryota; Metazoa; Chordata; Lepidosauria; Squamata; Gekkonidae. The record is from RefSeq and is a predicted model, not a curated record. Bases 162 to 1496 code for a protein of 444 amino acids. The transcript is spliced from 6 exons.